Messenger RNA from Lycium ferocissimum, 2738 nucleotides. RefSeq names its product wall-associated receptor kinase 2-like. Gene Ontology annotation, molecular function: protein serine/threonine kinase activity; ATP binding; polysaccharide binding. Bases 40 to 2475 code for a protein of 811 amino acids. The record is from RefSeq and is a predicted model, not a curated record. Lineage: Eukaryota; Viridiplantae; Streptophyta; Magnoliopsida; Solanales; Solanaceae. Gene Ontology annotation, biological process: cell surface receptor signaling pathway; protein phosphorylation. The transcript has 4 exons. Gene Ontology annotation, cellular component: plasma membrane.
CUCAAUACGUUCUUUUAAUUUCCAUAAUAUUUCAAAGCCAUGCAGCAUAACCAAGUUGCUAUGUUUUCUUUCCAACUCCCCUAUUUUAUUUUAUUUAUGCUAAUCUUAACAUUAGCCAAUGGCCAAUUUAUUAACACUAACACCACUUCUCCUCCCCCCACCACCACUCCCACAGCAUCUCCACCCACGAACGCCACUUCUCCGGCGACAAACACAACCAACACCGCCACCACAAUUACCAAAGCUGCUAAUAUUACAAAACCAGGAUGUCCGAGAAAGUGUGGGAACCUUACAGUACCAUACCCUUUUGGGAUUGGCUUAAGAUCUGGUUGUGCAUUAAACCCGAACUUCGAAAUCAACUGUGACACUAACACAACUGGUUCUGAAACACCCUUAAUAUAUAACAUUCAAGUCUAUGACAUCUCCGACUCGGAAAUGCGCAUAUCAAAUACCAUAAAUAGGAAGUGUUACUCACAAACAGGAGUUUUGGUUCAAGAUGAUCCUGCUUGGAUGGCUUUAGGAAGGUCAAGUCCUUACAGUUUUUCUUCUCUCAACAGAUACACCGUGGUUGGUUGUGAUGAUGGUGCUAUAAUGAACGGACUAAACUUCGCUAAUGGUUGCCCCGCUCUCUGCAGUAGCUCCAGUGAUGUAGUUGAAGGAAAAUGUAUGGGUUUUGGUUGCUGCCAAAUAACAAUACCAAAAGGAUUGAAAUCUUUCAAUACAUCUAUGAUAACCUCAAAAAAUCACACCGCAGUUUGGUCGUUUAAUCCAUGUGGCUACGCGUUUCUUGGUGAGGCGAGUAGAUUCGAGUUCGGGGGUGUGGAGGAUCUCACUGAUGUUAAUUUUGCAAAGAAAAUUAUGGAUAAUGUCCCUAUUGUGCUAGAUUGGGCCAUUGGUAGUCUUAGUUGUGUUGAAGCACGAAAACGUAACGAUUAUGCUUGCCUGGAUAAUAGCCAGUGUGUUGAUUCCGACACGGGAAAUGGUGGCUAUCGGUGCAAUUGUAACGGGGGAUAUGAAGGCAAUCCAUACAUCGGCCCUGGCUGCCAAGAUAUUGAUGAAUGUGCAGAUCCAAAUGCCAAUUCAUGUGAACAAAUUUGCAUAAACACGCUGGGGAGUUACAAUUGUUCUUGUCCAGAAGGAUACAGUGGUGAUGGCAAAAAGAACGGUCGUGGCUGUAUUGCACCGAGCUCGAACUCUGAGUUCCCAUGGAUCAAGUUUUCUGUAGGUAUGGGAGUUGGUUUUAUGUCCCUAAUAGUUGGGACAACUUGGCUAUAUUUCAGCAUCAAGAAAAGAAAACUAAUUAAACUUCGGGAGAAAUUCUUCCAACAAAAUGGUGGUUUGCUCUUGAAACAACGAAUCUCUUCUAACGAUGGUGGUGUGGAAGCAACCAAAAUUUUUACAGCGGAGGAAUUGAAGAAGGCUACGAACAACUAUGCCAGUGAUAGAAUUCUUGGUCGUGGUGGAAAUGGAAUCGUCUAUAAAGGUAUUCUACCUGAUAACCGCAUAGUUGCAAUUAAGAAAUCUAAGUUUGUGGACGAGGAUCAGACUGAACAGUUCAUCAAUGAGGUACUUAUUCUUACUCAAGUCAACCACAGAAACGUGGUGAGGCUCUUUGGGUGUUGUUUGGAAGCAGAAGUGCCUUUACUGGUCUAUGAAUACAUUUCUCAUGGAACUCUUUACGAGCACAUCCACAAUCGAAAUGGAGCACCUUGGUUAUCUUUGCAAAAUCGACUACGAGUUGCUAGUGAGACAGCAAGUGCACUUGCUUACCUUCAUUCAUCAGCGCAAAUGCCUAUAAUACACAGGGAUGUCAAGUCUGCCAAUUUAUUAUUGGACGAUGUUUACACUGCGAAAGUGGCUGAUUUUGGAGCUUCAAGGUUAAUCCCAAUCGAUCAAACGCAUCUUGCCACAUUGGUUCAAGGUACAUUAGGGUACCUGGAUCCUGAAUAUUUUCGCACAAGUCAAUUGACUGAGAAAAGUGAUGUUUAUAGUUUUGGAGUAGUUCUUGCUGAACUUUUGACCGGGAUGAAACCUAUUUCGAGGGACAGAAACGACGAGGACAAAAAUUUAGCAGAGUAUUUCUUUUUGUCCAUGAGAAAGAAUCAAUUGUUUCAAAUUCUUGACCGCAGAGUGGUAAGAGAAGGAAGCCUUGAACAACUCCAAAAAGUGGCUGAGCUAGUGAAGAGUUGUCUUCGUUUGCAUGGAGACGACAGACCUACAAUGAAAGAAGUAGCAUCGGAACUUGAAAGUUUAAGAAAGUUCACCAAAAAUAACCCUUGGGCUAAUGGACAUGGAAAUGAAGAGAAUGAAGCUGAAUCAUCAGAUCUUUAUACAAUUCCAAUUGAUUCUAAUACAGGUCUCAACAAUUUCUCCGGACAAUAUAGUUCCAACUCCAACACAAAUAGCAGCAACUUUUCUGGGCAAUAUAGAUCAGAUAGUUCUUCAGUGAUAUAUAGUACUCCUAAUUCAAAAUAGCCCAUUGAUCCAAAACAGAAGGGCAACAUGAUGAGUGAUGAAGAUUUAUGCCUUUUUAAUUCCUUUGAUCUUUCCCUUUCUUCAAUGUUGAAUUUUCUGAUGUAAUUUUCUUGCUUGUCAUUUGUUCUUUCCUCUUCGAAUUUUUGUUUACAUAGGGAACUAUUCCUUCUAGGUUCUAUUGCCUUGUGAGUCAAACUCCUACUUAAGCUAGCUUUUAAAUGUGUUGUUUCUCGUUUUAAUAUGAGAAAACUUGUUGUUUAUUC